AUGGCUACUGCUGUUCCUGCUACGGUAAUUACUGAUUCCGCAAAAAAUUUAAAUGAUACCAUGGUUGCCGUUGAGUGGCAUGGUACUACUGACGUACGCAUCAAUACAAAACGUCAAAGACCUGUCCUUACUCAACCAACCGAUGCCAUUGUUCGUGUAACUGGAACUACUAUAUGUGGAUCCGAUUUACAUUUGUAUCAUAAUGAAAUCCAUGGGAUGGAGAGAGGGGAUGUCUUGGGUCAUGAAGGAAUGGGAGUCGUUGUUGAAGUUGGUGAGAAGGUCGCAAAUAUUAAACCAAAUAACCGCGUUGUUAUUUCCGCAGUAAUUGCAUGUGGAAAUUGUGAAUAUUGUCAAAAUAAAUUGUAUAGCUCUUGCGACAUCACAAAUCCAAGUAAAGAAAUGGAAGAAUUAUACGGUCAUCGUACCGCUGGAUUAUUUGGAUAUUCCCAUUUGACUGGCGGAUAUGAUGGAAUACAAGCCGAAUACGUUCGGGUUCCUUUUGCUGAUGUCAAUCUCCUUCAAGUUUCGGAAGAAGAUUAUCAUGCUUUAGGGGAGAAAUUGGUCUUAUUAUCGGAUGUUGCUUGUACUGGUUGGCACGCCAACGAAUUAGGCGAAGUGUCUAAAGGUGAUGUUGUUGGAAUUUGGGGAUGCGGACCAAUUGGUUUAAGCGCAAUCGCAUGGGCGAAAUAUCGUGGCGCGUCGCGUAUAAUCGCGAUCGACUGUGUUCCGGAACGUUUAGCAAAGGCACAUGAUAUUGGAGCCGAAACAAUUAAUUUCAAAGAGAAUAAAGAUAUAGUAGGGAAAAUGAAGGUGUUUGUUCCCGGUGGACUGGACGUUGCAAUCGAGUGUACAGGAUUUCGUUAUACCAAAACCGUUAAACAACAGGUAGAAAAGUCACUCUUUUCUGAGACCGAUAGUAUUGACGCGUUAGGUGAAGCAAUUCGUUGUGCUAAAAAAGGUGGAAGAAUUUCUAUCAUUGGAGAUUUUGUUGGGAAGGCCAACAAUUUUCCGAUUGGUGCAGUUAUGGAAAAAUCACUCACUUUGCGAGGCGGUCAAGUUCUAGUGCAAAAAUAUUGGGCCCAACUUUUACCAAUCAUGAGGUCGAAUCAAGUGAACAUGAAUUUCUUUACACAUCACGGAAAAUUGGAAGAUACCCCAAAAUUUUAUAAAAUGUUUGAUAAGAAAGAAAAUGGGAUAAUUAAAGUCUUCUUGUGUGUGGGUGAUCAGUGUAAAAGUCAGCAUUAA
This is a messenger RNA of Funneliformis caledonium, 1245 nucleotides long. NCBI's taxonomy places the organism in Eukaryota, Fungi, Glomeromycota, Glomeromycetes, Glomerales, Glomeraceae. The record is from the annotation of a GenBank genome assembly.